GGGCCGGGGGCGGCGCUCGGCCCGAGCAGAGGCGGGAGCGGGAGAUGGAGCGGCGGCAGUGAUCGUUCAGUGUGGUCGCGCCUCACUGUGCCCCCUGCCCUGGCCCAGCGCCUGGUUUGGUCUCUUGCGCUUCGCGUACUGCCUGUGAAGAGAGAAGCUGACUCCCUGAGCUGGCAGCGCUGUGCCAGAGCCUUCCCGUGAGGAACCUCGGCACCAGGAUGAGCGCCGUCAACUCACAGGAUGAUGAAGAUACCUUUAAAAUACUCAUUGCUACUGAUAUUCAUCUUGGCUAUUUGGAGAAGGAUCCAGUGCGUGGAAAUGAUACAUUUGUAACUUUUAAUGAAAUUCUGGACCACGCUCAAAAAAAUGAAGUGGACUUUGUUUUAUUAGGUGGGGACCUUUUUCACGACAACAAACCCUCCAGAAAAACAGUACACUCUUGUUUGGAGUCACUGAGAAAAUACUGCAUGGGUGAUCGUCCUGUUCAGUUUGAGAUUUUGAGUGAUCAGGCAGUUAAUUUUCAUUACAGCAAGUUUCCUUGGGUGAAUUAUCAGGAUGAAAAUCUCAACAUUUCUAUUCCAGUUUUUAGUAUUCAUGGCAAUCAUGAUGAUCCCACAGGGGCAGAUGCACUGUGUGCAUUGGAUAUUUUAAGCUGUGCAGGACUGCUGAAUCACUUUGGACGUUCAACUUCUGUGGAGAAAAUAGAUAUUAGUCCCAUUUUAUUGCGUAAAGGUAGAACAAAAAUUGCUCUGUAUGGCUUGGGAGCAAUUCCAGAUGAGAGGUUGUAUCGUAUGUUUGUCAAUAAACAAGUAACCAUGCUGAGACCAAAGGAAGAUGAAGAUAGUUGGUUUAACUUGUUUGUGAUUCAUCAAAAUAGGAGCAAACAUGGAGCUACCAACUACAUUCCAGAGCAGUUUUUAGAUGACUUUAUUAAUCUUGUUGUGUGGGGUCAUGAGCAUGAAUGCAAAAUAGCUCCAUUCCAAAAUGAACAGCAACGUUUCUAUGUUUCUCAGCCAGGAAGUUCAGUGGUGACAUCUCUGUCCCCUGGAGAAGCCGUGAAGAAACACAUUGGUUUGCUGCAUGUUAAAGGGAAAAAAAUGAAAAUGGAGAAGAUUGCUCUAGAGACAGUGCGAACUUUCCAUAUAGAGGACAUUGUUCUAGCUGAUCAUCCAGAUCUUUUUAAUCCUGACAAUCCUAAUGUUACUCAGGCAAUACAAGCAUUCUGCAUGGAAAAGGUAGAGUUGAUGCUGGACACUGCAGAAAGAGAACGCUUGGGAAAUCCCCGUCAACCAGAAAAGCCUAUCAUAAGAUUAAGAGUUGAUUAUGCAGGUGGCUUUGAACCAUUCAGUGUCCAUCGUUUCAGCCAGAAGUACAUGCAUCGAGUGGCUAACCCAAAAGACAUCAUACACUUCUUCAGGCAUCGUGAACAAAAAGAGAAAAAAGACAUCGAACUUAAUUUUGGAAAAUUGGUUAGCAGACCUGCUGAGGGAACAACACUGAGGGUAGAAGACCUUGUAAAGCAGUAUUUCCAGACAGCAGAAAAGAAAGUACAGCUUUCACUUCUAACUGAAAGAGGAAUGGGAGAAGCAGUGCAAGAGUUUGUGGACAAAGAGGAAAAAGAUGCCAUAGAAGAGCUGGUGAAAUUUCAACUAGAAAAAACACAGAGGUUUCUCAAGGAGCGUCACACUGAUGCAGUGGAAGAAAAAAUAGAUGAGGAGGUGCGAAAAUUCAGGGAGAGUAGAAAAAAGAAUACCGAAGAAGAAGAUAAGGAAGUCCGUGAGGCAAUGAUCAGAGCCAGAGCCCACCGAUCUGAGGAUGAAGUUCUGGUUGCAGCCUCCAGUGAUGAAGAUUCCAAUCCAAGUGAUGGCCUUUCUUCAACACUGAGCCGAGGAAGGGGUCGGGCAAGAGGUAGGGCAAGAGGUGCAAGAGGACAAAAUUCAACAGCAAGAGGUUCAUCUCGAAGAGGAAGAGGAACCACUAGCCAAGAGUCAGCUUCUGGCAGCAGAUCCUACAAGACUGUUCCUGGCAAUAUGUCUAUCCUGGAUGUCUUCAGGUCUUCCAAGACAGACCACUCUUCAAAUUCGUUCCAGUCUUACUCUGAGGAUAUUAUAGAUAUUGAUUCUGAUCCAGAAGAUACUUCUUUUGUUCCUUCCUCUUCCAAAACAAAUCAAAGGUUGCCAGCUACGUCUUCACUUAGUAAAAGAGGUUCACAAAGCCAAGCAUCUAGAGGAGUUGAUUUUGAGUCAGAUGAGGAUGAUCCAUUCAUGAGCCCUGCAACAUCAAGAAGAACUAAGUGAUUUCUGACUCACUGUGCAAGAGAGACUGUGGAAGUUUGUGAAGAAAAUGGAAAGCAGUUUGCAAAGCUUUGUCUAUGUGAUAUUUUUCUGUAAAUGAUGGCUUGUCUUCCAUUUUCACUUCUGUGAAAUGGUUUGGGUUUGGGUUUGUUGGUUUUUUCAGCGGCACCAAAUUUGGUAUAAUGUCUGUUACAUUGCUUGAUGCACUGGGCUAGAAGGGCUCAUAUUCUAAAGUACUGCCUGAAAGUGCAAGUUCUUUCUAAAGCUCUGAAACUCUGUUUUCUUUUUGUUUUCUUUUUGAGAUUAUAAUAAAAAUUACAGUUAUAUCUUUUAUAGAAAACUCCAUCUCUGGUUUGAAUUUUGCAGAGAAGUAAAUUUAUUGUAGUCUGCAGGUAUGAAUAUGGACACAGUCUCAGUACAGUGGAACUUGUACUUGCAAUCUGCUGUGGAUACAGUUGAAAACUCUGAAUUCAGCGUCACAGUUGGACACAAGAAUGCAGUUUUCAGUAUUGAAGCUAUAAAAUGUCUUAAUGAUUUCAACUCUACCAAGAGAACUUAAACCCAGUAUUGCACAGUUAUUAAACGUCACAGUAUGCGAGAAUGAAUUCAGCUCUGUAGUACGAAUUCAAGCAGUACAAACGGGGACUCUGUAUUUUGAUGUUACACACAUCUUAGGAAAAGAUUUUAGCUGAAUGUAUAUGAGUUAUAGGAAUCAUA
Messenger RNA from Motacilla alba alba, 3011 nucleotides. RefSeq names its product MRE11 homolog, double strand break repair nuclease (gene MRE11). Gene Ontology annotation, molecular function: manganese ion binding; DNA endonuclease activity; 3'-5'-DNA exonuclease activity. NCBI's taxonomy places the organism in Eukaryota, Metazoa, Chordata, Aves, Passeriformes, Motacillidae. The transcript is spliced from 19 exons. Gene Ontology annotation, cellular component: Mre11 complex; nucleus. Bases 219 to 2297 code for a protein of 692 amino acids. The record is from RefSeq and is a predicted model, not a curated record. Gene Ontology annotation, biological process: double-strand break repair via nonhomologous end joining; mitochondrial double-strand break repair via homologous recombination; telomere maintenance.